Molecule: messenger RNA, 7799 nt
Organism: Ochlerotatus camptorhynchus
Lineage: Eukaryota; Metazoa; Arthropoda; Insecta; Diptera; Culicidae
Gene: Su(z)2
Product: Suppressor of zeste 2
Exons: 6
Coding region: 698-5635 (1645 amino acids)
Biological process (GO): negative regulation of transcription by RNA polymerase II
Cellular component (GO): PRC1 complex
Molecular function (GO): promoter-specific chromatin binding
Source: RefSeq, a predicted model, not a curated record
CGGCCAGCCAGCAGUCAGUAGUGAGAUCGUCCGCACACCGGAGAGUACCCUUACGGAGUGAAAAGUGUGUUGUACAACACCACACUCAGCCAAUUUUGUUGGGUUUGUUUUCAUCGGCCCAAACGGUGAUCAGAGUCGGGAGUGAAGGCAAUGUAAGCAGUGCUGUGUGUUGCCUUAUUUCGCGUUGCUGGAUUAUACGACAGCAGCACACACGGGUGAUAUUAAUACUGCACGUUUCGAUAAUUGUGCGAACAACAAUAACAACAACAACGAUCAAAGGAGUCAACAGUGGUGAUAAAAAGCAGGAAAGAAAGAAGAAGAAUAUCGGUGGAGUGUUUCGCAAGCUUCUCUGUCUCUCCCGGUACUCGUGCUCGUGUCGUCGUCGUCGUCGCGAUUUCGGUCAAGCAGUGUUUUCAAGCCGAAACUUGAAGUAUCUCGAUUCAAGUGCUUUGCUUCUCCGCUGUUUUCCUGGUCGGCCUCGCGGAAACACGAUGCAAUUAGCGCUGUUGCUGCUAAUGAAAUCCACCAGUGAAUGGAGGAGCAGCAGUGUGAGCACCGGGCGACAGCACGGCAGCACACAUUAACGGGGUCCAAAUCCGGUGGACCUCUGCGCGCGCGCAACCAGAGUGAAGAAACUAGAAGAAAACAGAAAAAAAUAAUACAAAUUCCCUCGUGACUGAAAACGUAAACACACAAAAUGACAACUGCUUCCGCGCUGCACACCAAUACGGCUGCGGAUCAUCCGGGGACGACUGUGACCACCACGAAGGUGGCUGUCACUGUCAGUGGUGCCACGGGUCGAACCAAUAGAAGGAAAGUUAAAGAUUUUAAUGACAGCCUAACCUGUUCGCUGUGCACCGGCUACCUGAUCGAGGCUACUACCGUCAACGACUGUUUGCACACAUUUUGCCGGUCCUGCAUAGUACGACACUUGGAACGCAAUAAAUACUGUCCCAAAUGCAAAUCGUACAACAACAAAACGAUCACGGUGGCUAAUUUAAGACCGGAUCGGAUACUGAGAUCUCUGGUGUACAAGCUGGUCCCGGGACUGCACCAGUCGGAGAAUCAACGGGCGGCCAAAUUCUACGCCGACCAGUGCAGCAGCAGCAGCAGCAGUCCGGAUGAGCCAACCGGCGGCAGUCGGAAACCUCCGGACCACAACUAUCUGGACGAUCAGAACUUUUUCUCGCCGGAUGAAUUAAUCAACUUGUCGCUGGAGUACCACUACGACUCGAUAGCGGACUACGACCCGAAGAAGCAGGAACUUCCUAUCACGUAUCUGCGCUGUCCGGCGGCGGUCACCAUUCACCACUUGUACAAAUUCAUUCUCACCAAGAAUGGGCUGCAGCUGGACAACGAGCGCAUCCAGGUGGACAUCAUCUACGAGGACGAGAUUCUGCCUCACGAGUUCACGCUGAUGGAUGUGGCGUACUGCUUCGACUACAAGCGGAGCUCCCUGAUGCGGUUGUACUAUCGGAUAUUUAUCCAUCCGACCGCAAAGCCAACGGCAUCCACCACCACGUACAAUGUGGGCAGCGAUAAAAAUAGCAACGAAAACAAUAAUAAUAGCGGAGGCGAGCGUGAUGCUAAUAAUAGCACCACCGGCAGAAGCACCGAUGCCAACCUCAACGAGCCGAGCCAAGGUAGCGCGGAAUCGUCAUCGUCAUCGUCAUCAUCAAAGCCAACGUCAACGUCACCGAGCAAGAACGCCACCGGUGCCAGUUGUGGUGACGGUAGCAAAGCUCCUACGAGCUCACCGGCUGUUGUUUUCACGGUGCCGAAAGAAGCUGACAGUCGGAUCAAAGUGGGCGCCGAGCAAGAUGCUGUCAAAAGUGUAAACAAUGAAUCUAGCAAAGUGUCAACAGAACCCAGUGCAAAGUCGAGAUUUCAAGCGUCGGAGGCUAGUUGUUACAGUAAAUACGAUAGCAAAUUGAUAAUCACGAAAACUAACAAAUCGGACAAAGGUGGAAGUGAGAAGAAAGAAAAAGAAUCGUUAAAGUUGGUGCUGGUGCCGAAGAAGAGUGAUAAAAAUGAUGCUAAGAUUGUUUAUUCGAAAAGUGAUUCCAAAGCAAGCAAAUCUCCCAAACAGAGCAGUCCGAGCGCAUCGGUCAGCUUCGGUGAUUUCAAACGGCUUCGCAGCAAUGAUAUCCGAUACAGUGACUACGAAACGGCGUCUUCGUCAUCAUCAUUUGGAUCGGGUACAUCGUCGAGAGCUACGAGCGGCAAAAGUGGAACCGUUCCGGGUGAUGACUCAAGAAAAUCUGAGUCACAGAAUGCUAAAAAGCACAAUAAAAUAAAUAAUGAUUAUAACAAUCCCGGUGAUUCUAGCGGAAAAAAGUUCUCCGAAGACAAUAGUCGAAACAAAGUGUACGGGAAUGAGGCCACCAGCCUGGCUGGAAGUGAAACGGCACCGGUAGGUGUAGCAAAAACCAAGCAUGAAAAAUCUAAAUCUGCUCCGGCACGGAGCGAAAGCAACGGUGCUCCGGUGGCGAUAACGGCUUCUAGCACCAGCACCGCCAUAGGAGAGAAGAGUGAAAAGUCAUCCGAAUUGAAGUGUUAUGUAAAUUUGAAGAAACAAACGGUCGUUUCACCGCUUUCGUCCAGUACUGAGCACCAUCGCAAAGAAGUUCCUAAAUUGAAAAUAGAGCUACCUAGUCUGAAAACGAAAAUCACAAUCCCCAAACUGGACAGUGAAAAGUCACCCAAAUCCGCGCAUUCCUCAUCGACCUCCUCCUCAGCAGCGACGUCCCCGGCGGCAUCAACGUCCGCUUCUGGCAAAUCUCCGAUAUGGCCAAAACCGGAUGACGGUGGCAAAGCGACCGAUGGCCCCUCGAUAGGCAUAGAAGAGUAUGCCAAAACAAUUGGACUGAAACCAGUUCACAAGAUUUCGGAGGGCGAUAGCCAAAGAAAGAAGAAGAAAAGCUCGACCUCCUCCUCUCCGGACCCGUCCUUCCACCGAAAGCGUAAAAAGGCGAAACACUCCAAAGAACCGGGUGGCAAGCGAAGAAAAUUACAUGCCGAAAUUUCAUCGCAGCAAGAUGAGAGUUUGAAAAUGAAGGUCAAACUCACAGAAAAACCAUCAAAACACGAUCGCAAACCAAGCGAGGAAAUCACGCCGCAUUCGCCGAAAGAGCCGACUAAACACAAUGCGGAAGUUACUCCGUCAUCAUCGUUGCCACCACCAUCACCUCAACCACCAUCAUCAUCAUCAUCUACUUCGGCAGCGGUUUUUGCUACACCCGUGUCGACGCCACCAAAGGAAGACAGCUCAAAGGUGAUUGACAUUACCAAGGGAGACGAUGAUGAUGACGUGAAAAUUAUCGAACAUCCCACGUUCGAAGCGUGGCUGAAGCCAUUGGCCAGCGGACCGGCAAAUGUCACCGAAAAACCAACACCGAUCGGGACGAGGGUAAACGAGCUGCCAAGCCUGCCGCCGUCCCUCAGCGGAUCGGACAGCUCUACCAAAACCAAAAUUAAUGAGAUGCGAGCAAUUCGUCAUAAACCGAUGGUUUACAUUCCAAAUCCCGAUAAGAAUCUGUUCGACAAUUCCCCCACAAUCAAUAGCCUAAUUCAGAGCGUUCAAGCGAAAACCGGAUUUAUUGAUAAGGAUAAUGAUGUACAAAUUGUUUCUACCAGCAAGCUUGAGGGGAAUGGGCAUCCCGUGUCCAAAGUUCCGAUGCCUCCACUGGUUCCUACUAAACCGAUUUCAACCGUGCCUAGCAUGAAGCCACCAACGAUGAUUCCCUCUACGGCUAGCAGCCGAACGGUUUCGACCAACAGCAUUCCAAAACCUCAACAAAGGGUGACGGUUCAAUCGCAGCAAGUGUUCAGCCCUAGGCACAUCCCGAACUAUCCGCCACUAGCCUUGCAAAGUGCACCGAAGAAAGUCAUCAACCCAACUACCAUCAGUACAAAUGUCUAUCAGCCAAGGAACAUGAAUCCUGCGUUGAAACGGUCCAUCAGUGUUGACAGCAGCUCUACCUACAACAUUCCUCCAAAGACCCCUCGAGUGGAUCUGAUGGAGCUGAAUGCACAGCAUCGGUUCCUAACGAAACCCAUCUAUGCUCCUAUGUUUAAUUUUGUGAAAGGAGCCAGCCUGGCCAAAAAUGGCAACCCAAACAGACUACCAACCUCGGCAAACGAUGUACCUUACAGAUCGCCCAUCAGUUCCUCCUACACCAAGGAGGUAAACACGAAAAAGCCUGUUCCGAGCCUAUUACUACCUCCAUCGUCGAUAAGUGUCACCAAAAUGACAGACACCGUUCCACAGCCACCACCUGUAGACAAUCGACCUGCUCUGGAAAUUGUCAGAAUACCAUCCAGCGCACCAGUCGCUGAUAAACCCCAAACAACCAUCACCAUGACGUCCCCGAAAUCAACGUCCAUCACACCAAAAACAACCAGACCUCCUCCGCCCACGAUUCCGCUGAUUAAAAUUAAAAAAACCACCUCCAUGCCAGAGCAUCCAACCUCGCCUAUUUCGCCUUCCGUUUUCCAAGUAACCAGCUCGUGUACAAACAGUUCCUCCAAUCUAUCCACCACUUGCGCCUCCCAUCAGGAUACGAGCGGUGCUCUAGACCUGACGACACGUGCAAAUGACGAUUUGAUUAUCCUUGAAGGCAGUGACAGCCUGACGCCCAAACUGAAUGGAAAUGAGCCCAAACAAAAACCAAGCGUAGAAAAACGACAGGAACCACCUGCGGCCAGACCCGGCUCAGAUGGCAGAGUUGAAAUGGAUAGUAGUCGAUUAGAAUUAAUCAAUUCGUUGAUUCAUACAUCGGCUGCCUCGAUGAUCAAAGCCGGGUCAGGUAUGAUGGCAAAGCUCCAGAGUAGCAUUCCAGGCCUGAAGCUCCCGCCCGAGAUGAUUGGCUUUGCCAUCAGUAGUCCCAGUGCCAUUCCAAAACUCCCAGCAAGCCCUUCAUCGUUGACGAUGACGACGACGAUGGCGUCGGCAAAAUCGAUACCAAUGCCAAAACUAGCCGAGAUUAAUCGCAAUCGGAACACUGCAGUCCGUCAGCUGAACCCAUCGGUUCGCAACAUUCCGAACCCAUCGGCUCUGGCAUUUCGUAAUCAAACGAUAGCGAUAAGCAACUCUUCUGGCAUCAUGCCGGCAGCAUCCUUCUCCACCGUAGUUGCAUCCUCCUCCUCCGGUAACACGAUAACAUCUUUCUCGCCUACGUCACCAACGGCAGCGAAAAUCAUGACCGUAAACAUCAAAACAAACAACGCAAAUACGGCGGCAGGACAGAAAUCAAGUGUGAAUAAUAACGGCAUCAGCUCAGGCGAUACAAUUUCCUCUAUCGCAUCGCUGGCAAAAGCCAACACCAGUGCAUUCAACACCACUACCAAUGGCAACGGUGCAUCAAGCGGCGGAGUGUCAAAUUUGAAUGGCAAUAACAACAACAACAGCAGCAGCAGUGGCAGUAAACACGAUAACGUUAGCUCAACUAGUGGUGGAGGUGGCAAAAAGACCAUCGAGAAAGUGGCGGCUGGAUUGAAAGCGGCCGCCGCUACGGCAGCGGUAGCGGACGCAGCGGCAGUCGUGGCGAAUGGGACGAACGGCAACCGUGUAAGUAGCAGCAACGGUAGCAGCGUCGGUGGUGGCAUCAGCAAAAACAGUGUAAACGUUGUCUAACAAACGAAACUGUGGCAAGGGAAGAGGCCUCACUGAAUCGCAAUCUUAUCGAUGAACUGCUAAGAAACGUGAAGACAUGACUGGGACGAUGAUGAUCUGUCGACAAAAAGACCAAAGCAGCACCUACCUUACAUACACACUUUAUGAAAUGAAAAUGUUUCAAAUGUGGAAAAGCGCACACCCAAAUGCGAGAUGACAUUGAUUGACAGCUGUGUUUUUGGGUGGCAGCAGAUGAAAAAAAAAACGAAACGAAACAAAAUGUGACAAUGUCGUAAGUGUCAAAUAGACAGGAAAAAUGUUGUUUACAUUUUUUUGUUAUGAAAAUUAGUUGCCAGUCGAUUACGUGGGAUCGCAGUAGACAGAGACUACUGUAAAUCGUGGUGUAACGUGUCAUGACUUGUCAAAAGUCCAGAGUUUUGUGAGUUCCUGAUGGUGCAAACCAAAUCGAAAACAUCUCCCAUUUUGUUUCGUCUUGCGUGUCGCUUAUCCGCUUCUGCGAAACGGAGGAAAUCGGCAUGGACAUUUAAUUAAAACAUUGCUCGGUUGGAAAUGAUUUCAGGAAUUGCUGCGAGUCUCAUGGAUGAAACAAUCUCGAAAAACAGCAGCCCCCGUAAUUACUUCACUUCGCCGAAAAUCACGCUCAGCUGUGAAAGUGCGCCGUGCCGGACUGCACAUGACUUUACUUUUCGAUUGCAUUGAGGUUUGUUAAUCAUUAGGUUAGGAUAAGUUGUUUUCUAGUGCAAAGGCUAUGCUUGAUUAAAAUUAUUUAUGUUCUGAUAGUUUAGUUGAAAGAAAUUGUAAAUUUCUAUAAAUAUAGUUUGAAUAUAUUACUCGAUAUUACUAAAUCGAAAAUGCUAAUAAUUUAUUCGCCUCAGUGUGCAUAACCUAAUGUAUUUAAAAAUCCUGAAUUAGACCAAUACUACCCCCUUUUGCAACUCGUGAUGCGAGUCUUUGCAAAUGUAAUUAAAUCGAACAUACGCAUAUUUAAUGUGUGUAAAUUCCGCACCACUCUCCUUGUUAGAGAAGCUCUACAUGUCUCUCGGUAUCAGCAAUAAAACUGGGUAAAUCACCUCUUUCUCCCCGUACUCCUAUUAUACUCGAUGUUGUGCAAUAGUGAACCAGAAGACAUACAUACAGCAUAGCUAUACCGUACACAUACAUACCCACAGUAAGCAAAAUAGCAAGAAGAAAACGAAUCAUUUUACGGCUAAACGAGAAAAUAACAAGUCUGUGAGAAAUGACCAGAUAGUGGCCAAGAAGACAGCUGGGAAAUAGCGAGUGGGAAGAAGAAACCUACACGACCGGCACCGGUGAACGGUGGUGGAGCAAAGUUAGAGUAUAGAGAAGAAAUCCGAUCUGAAUGUGAGCGUGAGCAUGAUUCUCUGUAAAUACCCAAACCCAACACACACGCAACAGAACUGAGAGAAACUUUCGAUCCAUCUCAAUGAGCAUAACAUUUUUUUGCCUCCUUCCUCCUAUUCUGGAAAUAAUGAUAAUUUAUUCUCGGUACUCUUUUUUCGGUGGUUUCUUCUCACCCCUCCCUUCAACCCAAAAGGCAGUAUAGGUAGCAGGUCGGCCGAGCAGAUGAAUGGAAAAUUAUGAUGAAAAAGAAGCAGAUGAUGAUGAUGAUGAUUGAAGUAACUAUAAUGAAGAUAAAUUGAAAAUUGAAAAGAAUCAAACUAUAGGAACCAGAAAAUCUAUGGGAUUGUUCUCACGGCCGCCGGGAGAACAGCGGAGCAGUCCGAAAUUGAUUUACGCUGCUUUCGAAGAUUGGUAUGGUAAAUUAUAUUCAAAUUAUGGGGUUUUUCGUCUUCAAUCCAGUAGAGUUUCGUUUCAGUAAGCUUUGUACUCCUUAACUCUGAUAUUAUUACGUAGAAUCGACUGUGUAAGAGUGAACUUUGUAUCAUACACCAUAAGAAUUGUACCACUAAUUAUCGGUAUUGUUUCUGUACACAAAUCAUGCAAAUUUUUAAAUAAGGCUUUGAUUGAAGAAAACUUAUCUACUUAAUUUUAACAGGUUAGGAUCUUUUGAAGAAAAGGAAGAACAAUAAGUUAUCAAUUUUGCAAUGUUUGUUUUAGCAAAUGUCCUGUAUGUAUUUAGUGCAAUACUAAUGAGAAAAACAAAAACCAGUAGAGAAAAUAAAACAGAUAAUCAAUAUUUAAA